Ictidomys tridecemlineatus (thirteen-lined ground squirrel) is the source of this 6954-nucleotide messenger RNA. Lineage: Eukaryota; Metazoa; Chordata; Mammalia; Rodentia; Sciuridae. The record is from RefSeq and is a predicted model, not a curated record.
CCCCGCGCAUGCGCAAAGGCCAGUCACGGCGGCAGAGUCCGGCCAAAGGCGACUCGGGAAUCCUGGCGUGAAGGCAAAUCUUCUGGGCUGAAUGGGGCGGAGCUUAAACUUGGAACUGGGAGUCCUGCAGGAAGAUGUUGAAUCAACCUUGUGUUCCUGAAAUAAAUUCUCUUGGUCAUGAUGGGAUCUCACUAUGUUGCCCAGGCUUGCCUUGGGCUCAAGAGAUUCUGUAUCAACCUCUGGAGUAGCUGGACUACAGGAGCACACCACCACAUCCAGCUCUUCUCUUGAUUUUAAAGGAAUUCAACUUGCCAUACAUAUAUCCUUUGCCUCAACCUUCAAGCAGCUUUUGCCUAACAUUUAUCAACAUAGCAAUUUGCUCUUCCUUCUGACAUCUUUAGGCGGGGCUUCCGCUUCCGGCGGGGCCGUCCCUAGCGGCAGAGAUGGCGGCAACAGCAGCUGAGGCUGCAGCUUCGGGAUCUGGAGAGCCCCAGGAAGAGGCUGAAGCCCUGGGCCCCGCCUGGGAUGAAUCGCAGUUGCGCACUUAUAGCUUCCCGACCCGGCCCAUCCCGCGUCUGAGUCAGAGCGACCCCCGGGCGGAGGAGCUCAUCGAAAAUGAGGAACCUGUAGUGCUGACUGACACAAAUCUUGUGUAUCCUGCUCUAAAAUGGGAUCUUGAAUACCUACAAGAGAAUAUUGGCAACGGGGACUUUUCCGUGUACAGUGCCAGCACUCACAAGUUCUUGUACUAUGAUGAGAAGAAGAUGGCUAAUUUCCAGAACUUUAAACCGAGGUCCAAUAGGGAGGAAAUGAAAUUUCAUGAAUUUGUUGAGAAACUGCAGGAUAUACAGCAGCAAGGUGGGGAUGAGAGGUUGUAUCUGCAGCAAACACUCAAUGACACUGUGGGCAGGAAGAUCGUCAUGGACUUCUUGGGUUUUAACUGGAACUGGAUUAAUAAGCAACAGGGAAAACGUGGCUGGGGGCAGCUGACCUCUAACCUGCUGCUCAUUGGCAUGGAAGGAAAUGUGACACCUGCUCACUAUGAUGAGCAACAGAACUUCUUUGCCCAGAUAAAAGGCCAUAAGCGAUGCAUCUUAUUCCCUCCGGAUCAGUUUGAGUGCCUCUAUCCAUAUCCUGUUCAUCACCCAUGUGACAGACAGAGCCAGGUGGACUUUGACAAUCCUGACUACGAGAGGUUCCCCAAUUUCCAAAACGUGGUUGGUUAUGAAACAGUGGUUGGCCCUGGUGAUGUUCUUUACAUCCCAAUGUACUGGUGGCAUCACAUAGAGUCAUUACUUAAAGGGGGAAUUACCAUCACUGUGAACUUCUGGUAUAAGGGGGCACCUACCCCUAAGAGAAUUGAAUAUCCUCUCAAAGCUCAUCAGAAAGUUGCCAUAAUGAGAAACAUUGAAAAGAUGCUUGGAGAGGCUUUGGGGAACCCACAAGAGGUGGGACCUUUGUUGAACACAAUGAUCAAGGGCCGAUACAAUUAGCCUGCCAGGGGUCCAGGCCUCCUGCCAGGUUACUGCUAUCCCGUCCACACCGCUUCGUUGAUGAGGACAGGAGACUCCAAGCACUAGUAUUGCACGCUGCACUUAAUGGACUGGACUCUUGCCAUGGCCCUGGAGGCAGGUGUUUGGGGCAAGGCAGGGUGGUUGGCACUCCACUCCCAUUUGGAGGAACUUCUCACCCUUGCCUCUUGUGCCCCAUCACUCUCCCUCUCUGACCCCCUAAAGUUCUGCAUUCAGUGUGUGGAGUCCCAGCUUCUGGUUGUUAUCACGUCUGUGUUUGUUAGUCUGUCAACUUCAGGGUGUAUGUGUGUGUGUGUAUGUGUGCAUGCACACACAUAAUGUUUCUGUUCAUCGUUCUCUUCUUCUGGGUCUGGCUCUCAGCCCUAUCUCCUGUAACCUCAGUGCCUCAGCCUGAGAGAGGAGAUGCUCUUGGACCUCCACUGCAACUGGGCUGUAGGGACAGAGUCCAACUCUUAGGCCAAUCUGUCUCCUGCCAGUUUUUGCAGUCAGGCUCUAGACUGGGUAGGAAUGGCUACUGGUACUCUAAGGGGGAGAUUGAAAGGGAGGCUUGCCUUUGAGAGCCUAAAUAUAAAUAGCCUUCCAGUGGGAGAGGAUUAGAUAGGGUUCCAGCUGGGACCACCAAGCUUAAGCCAUACAUAGAAAGGAACCUUGGAACAUAAGAACCUAACAUUGUGUAUACGUUCCAAAUUAUAAACACAAUUUUUCUCUUUCAGCACCAGCUCUUGCCCCUCUGCUAGGUAUCAGCAGGGGUUCUAGCUGUGGCUUCUCUAGGCUCUAGGGGUACAAGCUUGUGUGUAUGUGUGUGCGCCUGUAUGUGCACACUCACGCAUAUACUUCUUUACACACUGGUAUGCAUGUGUACACACUGGCCAGCCUCCCUGUUUACUAAGGUUCUCUACAGCUUACCUUUUCCAGUGUGAUAAUACAGUGUGAGCCCCCAGAAGUACUACCUGACAGCCUGCAGCUUUUUAACUCGGAUUUUAGCCAUCAUAUGUUGGUUCAGUCUCACUACAACCUACCUGAGGCUGACUGGCUAAAGCCUCUGGGUCCUAUGUCCUUCCCUGUCCAGGCCAUAUUCUCUACUGCUGAGCUUCCUGGCUGAGUAGAUGAAAUGGGGUCAAGCUUAGGCAGCUAACUCACUACCUGUCAUUCACCUCAGGGCAAGGGCAAAAAAUGUAGCCUUGCCUGUUUAAGCCAGCGCCUCUGCCAGACCCCGCUGUAAUGUUCCCUGAUACCCUCAGUAGGGUAAUUGGUAGAGCAUGGAAGUAGUUUCAUUUUCUAUUAGUAGCUACUCAUGGGAACCCCUCUCAGGGCUGCAUUUACAGCAGGGCAGCAGAGUAUUACACAAGUCAAAGGGCCAUCAUUCACAUCUAUUCAGUGGAAGUGAAGCCCUUGGAAUUGGGCAGAAUGGUAGUAAGAGUCUACUUACUUCCAGUUCCAUCUUUGACAUCCUUUUCUUUUUGGAAGGGAAGAGGAAAUUGGAAGUCUCUGAUUUUAUUCCCUCCCGCCAUUUUUAUUUUUUCGGCCAAAGGUUUUACUUCCAGUGUCUGAGCUGUGGCUCUCACUCCUGAAUCUCAGUUUACAGUGCCCUGAUGGACUGAGAAGAUAUAUGUGUGCAUGUGCGCACCUGUGUGUGUAUUUUGGGGAGGGUGUUCAUUUUAGUACCCCAUCCUGGGGUUUUCUGAUACAGUAUGGUUGUGCAGACAUGGUACCUUCUCAAGUAUAGCCCUUUCAAAUACAGCCAAUGCUGGGAAAUGUGAUUGCAGUGAACUCCAUGCCUCCAUCUCUCUGGGGAAAGAGGAGUGCAGCAAGAGAAAGACAGAGGAUAAAUUUGACCAUAAUCACACUUGGAAAGAGCAGAUUAUUUUCAUUCUCCUCAGCAGGUUUGCUGCAUUCCUGGCUCAUCCCUCAAAGAGGUGGAUGAGAUGAAGCAGGGCAUCAGGUGCCACCUGGUUGGUCCUCGCAGGGUGCUGUUCUAACACAGGUCUGACCUAAGGUGGUUAAGAGGGAGAGAACCUUUGCAGGAUUGUUCCUGAUCCUUGAGAAAUUAUAAUAGCCACCCUGAUUUUUAGACACCUAAUAUGUGCCUAGUGCUUUGAUCUUUGUUCCUCACUAUCCUGCAAGGUAGGUAUUCUCACUUUACAGAUGAAGAAAUGGGCUCAAAGAGAUUAAGUUAUUAGUGGCAAUCAAGAUUGAAACCUAGUCUGUUUGGCUGCAAACCCUUGCUCCUUCCUUUCCACCAAAUUGUUGAUUCUUCCACCUUUAUUCCCUUGUGCCACAGCCCUGCCCCUAGGCCUUACCUUCUAGUGGCUGCUUACAGGUGCAGUCCAAGGGGGUGAAGAUCCAGCUUGGGGUGAUACCCCUAUAUAGAUUAUAGCUAAAGACAUGGGAAACUGCUUGGGAAGUCAUAUUACAGGUUAGGAAUGCUAGGAGCAGCUAUGGGGGAAUGAGCUCUGUUUUUUAUUGUGUUACGGUAUGUCCUUGAAUAGGUUCCAUAGGCCUUCCUAGUGUGCUUCUGCAUCAUAGAAUUGAAGCUCUAAUUCUAGAUGAUCCAUAGUUUUGAUUCAUAGUCUGCUGCUCCCCUACCCAAGGGAAAGACAUGGGAGCUCUUCCCUUUACUCACCUAGAGUAGGACUAUUUAGAUUCAAGUUUUGUUAGCAGAUGAAACAUUACUGCUACAUUGUUGCCCCCAUCCCAGCCAGUAGCACAGGAAGCCACAUACCAAGGAAAAGGAGGACUGGGGCCUCUCUAGAGGUCAGCCAUGCAGCAAGCUCUCAUUUUUAUACCAAUAGGUAGAGAGGGAAUACUGUUUUGCAAAGUCAAAUAUUUGUUGGGGGGUUGGAGUUUGGGGGUGGAGGAAGGGCUGUUCUGGGCAUCAGUUGAGCAGAUGCCCAGGAUGCCUGGGGGAGACCAGCUUCCCCUACAAAUCAGAGCUCUAAAUUACAAGGUUUUUACCAACGCGAACAGUUGGGGGAAGUCGUCUGCUCUCAUUUGCGUAAUGGUUUCUGUCACUGGUGAUUAGACACAGGAUGAAGGAAAAGAAAUUUGACAAUUAGGAAUGAGCGAUCAUUAAUCUGAAUCUGUUAGAAGACAGAGAGGGGAAGGAUCCUUACCAGUAGGCCAGCCCAGUGUGGGGAGACACUCCCUCUGUCCCCCAGAGAAUUCUGAGCCAGAUACCCUUUCAGUGUUACCACAAGUGGGCAGAGAUUGUAUUUCUUAACAGACUAGGGGCCUGUUUCUCAGCCUGAGAUGGAUACAGAAACAGACAUCUUUGGGUUUGAGCCAACAGAGAUAGAGAUAGAUGGGUGUCCCAGAGAAGCCUUAGGGUAAAGAAUAACAGUUUUUUGUUUGUGGGAGAUGUUUCUAUAGUAGUCAAUACUCUUGAUCCCCCCACCUGUGAUAAGUAUUUGUCACAUUCCAGCACAUCAGGGUGUGUGAAUAAAACCUGCUCUUUAUGAAACUCCAGGAAUUUCUGCUUAGUUGGAGAGGAAACCACAUGAGAGAAGCAAAGGUUCUCAUCCAUAUGUAUUGUACACCAAUGUGGAGAGAGGAGGAAGAUGGGUAGAGAGAACAGCUUUCUAGGUUCCUUGAAGCUCUGGACUCUCCAGGUAGGGACCUCAUCCCAGACCUCUCCCAUCAACAUUGAUCCCCCCCUAACACACACAGCUGUGGCUGUGUGGAGAGCACUGAAAUCCCUGGCUCAAACCUGUGACCUAAUAGUGAGGUUAACUGCUCAGUUUUAGGAUAUGGAGAAAGGAUCCUAACAAGAUCUUUUCAUGUCUGUUACCUCAUCUCACCUCUCUUCUCUGUCCCUUCAAACUUCAAGGACAUUAGUAAUUGGCACCAAGUGGUAUUUGUUCCUCAGAAAGCUCCUUAGAUCAGAGGCUCCCUCAAGUGAAGGCAGUGGGUCUCUCGGAAAGUGAAGUUGCCAACAAUUAGGCUGUAUCUCCUCCAUAAGUUCCUUACCUGUGGCUCUUCUACCCUUCAAUAUCUGGUGCAGAAUUUAACAAGGGCUGCUGUCAGUGACCCUCAGUUACCAGUUGUAAAUAAAUGGGAUGGAUAGUGGGGUGUGUCUGGUUGUAACUGAGGGAGUUUGAGAAGUUCUUGCCUUUCAAUGCAUGUCCCCCUUCUUUGAGACCUCCAGCUGUUUGUCCUCUGUCCCUGCUCACUUACCUUUUGUGUCUUCUCAGAUUGCAUGUUCUAAAGGAAUGUUCCAGCUUCCUUUUCCAGAGCUUUCCCCUAGUUUCUACUCAGCUUCUUUCUGCUCAGGCUCUCCAGUGGCCCCUUCACCAAAGCGUUUUUCCCAAUUGUCCUUCCCUCAGAAACUCCACUGGUUUUGUGUUUGGAUAGAUCGUCUCUAGGAUCCCUCUCUCUGGGGUCAUUCCUGUUUCUCUUGGGUCCGUCUUCUGUUUCUGACCUCAGGUAGCUCUGUUGAUUUACCCCUGGUUAGUCCCUCUUUGUUCUGUCUGCUCUGUCCUUUUGCUGUUCCUUUUGUAUAUCCUGGUUUACCUUUAUCUUGUCUCACACUUGAAGUUCUUUCUUCUUGUCCUUCGGCCAGCUCUGCCUAAUCCUUAUAGGUCAAAGGAUCCCUGCAGAGCACUUUGGGGAACAUUUCUCUCAGAAAUUGUCAGCCAUAAGCUCACCAGUUUAUGAUCAGUGAGGCCUCCAGGAUGGGUUAGGGGAUGGACCUAAAGGGUGGGAGAGAUUGGUCAGGAGAUUCCCAGAAUGGCGCUGGGCUUGGAAAGCUGGGGAAAAAAAGGAAAUUUGUGUUUCCAUCUAAAUGCAUCUGUGUGCCUUAGGGUCCAGCAGUUCAGGGAUGAGGGGUGUUUUGUGAAUGUUUCCUAAAUUCUCUCAGGUCUUUGGCCCAGUGUCACCAAGUUUGGCUGACCUUGGUAUUUUAGUAGUUGCUGGAAGGAAAAUAGCAUAUUGAGUAGUCUGGCGUCAAGAAUGGGGAGGUGUCAGAUGAGAACAGCCCUAGAGGGUGGGAAACAGGAGAAAGGGGCCCAGUGGUUAGCUUAUCCCCAGACUAUUCUCCAUUCCUCCAAGAAUUGAGUACAAGAGCUGAUUUAGGGAGUUAAAAACACUCCCCAUUCCCCACCAAAAAUCUCUCUAAUAUUUUGAGAAGGAGCAUGUGCCCUUUUCCUUUCAAUGGGAAAAAUCUAGCAUAGUGUUUAAAAGCAUGGGUUUUGGAGUCAGAUGUGUUCAGAUUACUAGCUUUGCUACUUACUAGCUGAAUUUGACCUCAGUUGAUUUACUUAACCUCUCUGAGCCUCAGUUUCCUCAACUCUAAUGAUAUAUGGGGGUGGGGGUAGGGAGCCACUGAAAAUAUCUACCUCAGGGUUGUUGGAUUAACCGAAACAAUGUCUGUAAAGCUUUAGCACAGUGCCUGGCAAGCACUUAAUAAACAGCUGUGGUGGUGGUG